GGAAGGCAGGCGAGGAGGAAGGAGUUGCCGGGGCGCGGAAGGGAGCAGCCGCGACGCGGAGACGCGAGCGGGAGGCCGCCUGCGGUUACAGUUCCGUCGCCGCCGCCGCCCAAGCUUGGCCGGGGAUGUCUGAGCCCGCGCAUCGCGGUCCCCGAGCUCCACGCGGCGGCCGCCGUCCGGGCCUCUAAGGGCCCGCCACGUACCCGCGGCGCGCGCGCGGGCUCAAGGGGGCUCGGGGCAGCCCGGGGAAGGGGCCCUGCGGGCCGGGAGCGGCUGUCCAGGCUCCGCGCUCGCCCCAGCACCGCGGCCGGCGUCGGGCCAGGAGGAUGAGCGGCGCGGGGCUGUGAGGCAUGGAGGGGGUUCUGUACAAGUGGACCAACUAUCUCACUGGUUGGCAGCCUCGUUGGUUUGUUUUAGAUAAUGGAAUCCUGUCCUACUAUGAUUCACAAGAUGAUGUUUGCAAAGGGAGCAAAGGAAGUAUAAAGAUGGCAGUUUGUGAAAUUAAAGUCCACUCGGCAGACAACACACGGAUGGAAUUAAUCAUUCCCGGAGAGCAGCAUUUCUACAUGAAGGCGGUGAAUGCAGCUGAAAGGCAGAGGUGGCUGGUUGCUCUGGGGAGCUCCAAAGCCUGUUUGACUGAUACUAGGACUAAAAAAGAGAAAGAAAUAAGUGAAACCAGUGAAUCCCUGAAAACCAAAAUGUCUGAACUUCGCCUCUACUGUGACCUUUUAAUGCAGCAAGUUCAUACGAUUCAAGAAUUUGUUCACCAUGACGAGAAUCAUUCAUCUCCCAGCAUAGAGAACAUGAAUGAAGCCUCUUCUCUACUUAGUGCCACAUGUAAUACGUUCAUCACAACGCUCGAGGAAUGUGUGAAGAUCGCAAACGCCAAGUUUAAACCUGAGAUGUUUCAGCUAUCCCAUCCGGAUCCCUUAGUUUCUCCUGUGUCACCUUCUCCUGUUCAAAUGAUGAAGCGUUCUGUCAGUCACCCUGGUUCUUGCAGUUCAGAGAGGAGCAGCCACUCUGUAAAAGAACCAGCAUCUGCACUUCACCGAUUCUCCCAGCGUCGCCGAAGAACCUACUCCGAUACAGACUCUUGUAAUGAUAUGUCUCUAGAAGACCCAGAUAGGCCUCUUCACUGUUCAAGAAAUACACUUAAUGGAGAUUUGGCAUCAGCAACCAUUCCUGAAGAAAGCAGACUAAUGGCCAAAAAAAAAUCUGAAUUGGAAGAUCCUCUUUCAUCCUCCUCUUCUUGAGGAAACCGAAGUGUCCAACUUCCUCUAAGUAUUGCUAUGCAAAAGCUGCUGUAAUUAAACUGUGUUGUAGGGAGUAGUUCUUCCCUUAGGAUUUCUCUGCACUUUAUAGUAUAUUGUAAAACAGACAAAAACCACAUACCUUUGAAGUGUAUUUUAUCUUUAUAUAGUUUAUUUGCAAGAGUAUUUUCCUAAUAACUUCACAGUAUGAAUGUGCAUCUUUUUUUCUUUUUAAACAAAUGAUGGUGUAACAUUUUGACAUCCAUAGGGACAAAUGUAGAUAUUUUUCUAAAAAACUGUGAGGGACUGACAACUUAGUCAGUAUAUUGUAGCUUAUAAACAUGAGAUCUUAUAAAUGUAAGGUUUCAGUUUGACAGAAGUGUGAUAUAUGUAACUUGUGCCAUGGACCAAAUGGUCACUUUCCCCCAGCUGGAAAUGAGUUACGAUAGCAUCUUGAUGGUGACUGUACUGUAUUCCUUUAAGCAAAAAGGAAACAUUUACUAUUCUAAAUAUUUUUAGCCUGAAUCCCGUGACACUGAGGAUUUUUUACAAACCAGAUCAUGCUGUCCUUCGUAUGUGAAGUUGACACUACUGAUUUGUCAAAACCAAAUGUUGGGUUAAAGUAUUUCUUUUUUAUUUAUUUAUUUUCUUCUUGCAUCAAACAACGACCUACCAAAUUUAAGUUGUGUAUACAUUGGUAUUUACACUGUUCUAGAAAAGAGGUUAAUGUUGUAGUGACCUUGCUCACCAGAGAAAUAAAUGACUUUCAGUGGAAGAAGAUUUUAGCGCUUUUUUCUCCUAAAAUAGACAUUAAGCUGCAGUUUUAAGGUAUUAAUGUUUGCAGCUCUUUAGAAUAUCGAGAGACAUUUUUUUUAUUUAUAAAUAUUUAUACAAAAAAGGAAUUCUCUCAAGGAAACUGUUCUAUAUCACUUAUUCGAGAAUGGCAUUAUUUAAUUAAAGAACAAAUAGCUUUUUUUUUUGGUAUUUUCUGUUCAUAUCUAUUGUCAGUGUUUGCCUUGUAAACUGUUUUUUUAAUUCACUUUGGAGUGAUGGUUUUGUUCGAGGUCUUGAAUGAGGAGCACUUUAAAACAAACUGGUUUGGUGUUUUUAAGUUAAUAAUGUGUUUAAUAAAUAUGUGGUUUUUGCAUUCAAACUCAUCAUAUAAUACAUCGUAUUUUUUUACACUUGUUGAUAUUCUGUCUAAUUUUUAUCAGGUUUUAAUAGUAUUCAUUAUUGCUUUGAUUUUGUUUGUAUAUUCAGACCUCAUAGUGAAAACACUAAUGAGGCAUAUUUUUCAUUUUGUUGCCUAUAAGCUUAAAACAGGGUGGCUUAUUUCACUCAAAAAUUUUCUUAUAUGCUUAUGUGAGAAUUUUUUUAAAGUCAAUACUUGGUAUGUACUAAAGUAAAUCUGUAAUUAUAGGCUUUCUCCUUUAAGUUUAAAAUGGACUCAUGCAAUCUAUAAUUAUUAAUAUGCAUUAAGAUAAACUGGAUGCUACUUAAAAGUAUUUGUGAUUUUAAAUAGCACAGAGGUCAUUCGAUUGUAUCCAGUGGAAUCUUUUUCUGUUCGGAGGUUUUGCUUCAUAUGUCCUAUUUGAGAAAAAAAGUUUGAUAAUGUAGUAAGUUUUCAUAUUGAGCAAAUAGAUUUUUUAAUUUCUUUUUUGUUUUUGAUUUUCAAUUUUUUUGUAGUAAGAACCUGUAUUGUGAUAAGACCAUGAAGUUCAAGGUGCUACUUGAUAGGGAGUUUUUCUGGUAGUUCUUUUAUGAACUGAUAGGUUUAUAAUGAAAAUACUAUAACAAGGUUUUGAACUCCUAGAAAAUAAAUCCAUUUUCUAUUGCUUUAUCCAAAAAGCUGAGUUCCUGAACAGUUUUCUGUAAAUUUUUAAAAAAAUAAAAUGCAGUCAUUUCUGGUACAUAUUUUUUCCUUCUUGAAACAGGUGCUUUGAACAAGUUUGUUACAUUCCUACGAAAGGCUUUUAUUGUGACUUGGAGCCACUUUUUUCUCUUAGGAGCCAGUAUAUUUGUGAAAUGUUUUUUUGAGGGGAUUUAAAUGUAUCUAGGUUUUCAUCAGUGAACGGGAGGCAUGAAGCAACCUAUAAUGCUCAGGGAACCUGCAUUUUGAGGAGCCCGGUGCAUUUUUUCCUUUUUUUUCUUACCUGAGGAUACUUUUCAUUGAUUUUACAGAGAGAAAAGGGGGGGGAGGGGAGAGAGGGAGAGAGAGUGAGAGAGAAACAUCGAUGUGAGAGGCAAAGGUCAAUCAGUUGCCUCCUGGAAGUGCCCUGACCUGGAAUCGAACCUGCAACCUUUUGGUGCAUGGGACAAUGUUCCACCUAUCUGAGCCACCCGGCCAGGACCCCUGGUUUAUUUUCAGGUGUGCUUGACUUUUCUGAAGUUUAAGAAAAAGAUGAAGCAAAUAAGAACAAUUCUGUAAGGAUUUUGGCUUGUCAGGAUUUAAAAAAAAAUAGUAUGUAACUAUUGGUUGUCCUUGUUUUGCUCUGUCUAGGCCAUGGGAUUGCUGAGAAAUGUGGAGACCCUGUGUAUCAGCAAUCUAAGCAACACCAGUACUUGCUUUUCUUUUCAAGUACCUGGUUUCUGUUGUGUGAGAAUUGCAGACCUCCAUGAUUAAAGCAACCUUCGUGAGAAUUGCUUUAUAAAUGGACCAAAUUUGAACUGUGUCAUAUUACAUUGAAUUAUUGUGUUAUGUUCAAUCAGGACAAGUCGAGAAAUGGAUGCAUUUCUUAAACUUAAAGUCUAAGCCAAGAAAUAAAGUACUCCAUUUCCACAGUUAUCAUGGAAGCUUUGCCCCUGGAUUGUAGUUUUUCACUGUGCAUAAUUACAUUUCGUGUUUAGCAGACAUCACAAAGAUCUCAGGAAAUACAUCCCUGUAAUACGUUACUCUUAUACUACUGUUUAUACUGACUGCAUGCACAUUAUAAUAUUACUUUGGAGUCUACCAGUUUUUUACUUCUUUUUAUCAAAUGAAGUGCCUCUGGGUCUGUCCUUUGAGCCUUGCUAUUGCCACUUGGUGCAGAGGGAGAGUCCUGGCCUGGAAGAAAGCCUGGUUAGGCUGGGGAGUCCCUUUCAGGAGGUCACCCUUUCAGUAGCCCUGGUGGGUAAGUUAACUGUAGCUGGUAGACAGGGCUCCUUUUCAUGCCUUUCCAGUUCCUUUCUUUAAAUUCAUACUGAAUUUGUAAGUUAAAAAAUCUUUUUUUCUUUUAAAUUUAGCUUUCUUUUUUUCUAAAGGAAUUCAUGCAUAUCACUAAAAAACCAAAUAGAACUAGAAGGGUUAUAAUGAAAAGGACUAGCUUCCUUUCUCCCAGCUCAGCGCCCCAGAGACGAGCACCUUGAACUCUUAGUGGUGUGUUCUCUCUUUGCCUUCCAAUUUGGAAAUAGUAAUAUUACUUUUUCUUGAUUUAUCAAUUUCAGAAAUGGUUCUUGAAUUCCAUUUAUGGCAGGCAGGCUUUACUUUUCUUAUAACCCUGUCUCCCCCAUCUCUUUCAAUAUAGAUUCAUCACAACUUGUUAAAUCAGUAGAUAAUAAAUUGUGUUCCCUGAUGAACCCAGUGAUGAACUAUCAUUAUUUCCUUUCUACUGGAAUCUUAUUUUCCCCACAACUAAUAUUUGCCUGAAUUUGGAAGUUGCUAACUUUUUUUUAUGUACCUAUCUCAAUGAUUACCCAAAGGAAACAUAAGAUAACCUGUCGGCUUUUUUUAUUUUGUUUUGUUUUUUGGGGACAUUUUUUCCACAGUCUUUCCUCUUCCACUAUCUGAACCAUUACUCUCCAGGCCUGUGCACAGGCCGAUGGCCACCCUGGGAAGUCCCUUUCUGUUUUAGUCUCUGGGCUAAAGUCUCUGUUUUAGUCUUUGGAUCCUAUGACUUCCUCUUUCUCGCUGUAUUGCCCUUUCUUUUGUUUUUGUCAAAGUGUACCCACUACCAAAAACUUUCUAGGGAAAAGUGCAUGAGAAGUAAAAAUUUUGAGACUUUACAGUUGUGAAAAUGUCUGUGCUCUUGAUUUGAUUGGUAGUCUGGAAUCUAUGUUGGAAGUGUUUUUCCCUAAGAAUUUUAAAGGCAGCCAUCCAUUGUCUUGUGGCAUUUGUUAUUCCUGUGAAAGGUCUCAUGCUCUUUUCUUACAUGGGACCUGGUUUUAUACUCUGGAAGCAUUUAGGGGCUUCUCUUUACUCCUAACAUUUCAUGGUGAUGUGUGGGUCUUCAUUCAUUCAUUCACUCAUUCAUGUUGAUGGGUAUUUGACUUGGUGGAGUCUGUUAAUAGGGAGACUUCUUCAAUUCUGGGAAAUUUUUUGUUUUAUCUUUUUGAUAAUUUUCUGUCCUUCAUUUUCUGCAUCUGUUGUUCUAGAAUUCCUGUUAUUUGAAUGUAGGAACUUCCAGAUUGGUCAUAUAAUUAAAAAAAUUUUUCCAGUUGCUCCUGAAGUUGUGUGUGUGUAUAUAUACAUAUAUAUAUAUUUAUGUAUGUGUGUGUAUAAAAUAUAUGUAUUUUUUAUUAUCCUCUGGCUCUUUUGUUAAUAUUUUUAAAGCUAUGUUUCGAUUCCUAAUUAUCUUUUAUCUUUUCUAAUUAUCAUGAUAGGACAUUAUGAAAAAGAACAACAGAUUCAAUGUCUUUUCAUUAUCCCCAGGGAUACUUAGGGUUUCUUUUCCCCUCACGUCUUUCCUGUUCGUUGCAUUUUCUGUUUCUUUCAUGUCCCUAUUUUCUGUUUAUUUGUUCCCUAUUUUCUGUUUAUUUGUUGUGGAUGACACCUCACAUUCUGAAAGCUUCAGUAGAAAACUAGAGAGGCCGUCCAUUCUAUUUAGGGUCAGGUCCUAAGAGGUCAGUUUCAUAGGCCUGAAGGGCCAUCAGGCAGAUUUGGCCUUGUUGUUGGAGUCCCCUUAAAUUUCCAGUAGGGGUCUUUUCUUCUCUUUUCCUUUUUUAUACCACUGUAGUAACUGAUUCAUUUAUUUAUUUAUUUUUAUUUAAAAAUUUAAAAAAAUUAUUUAUCUUUGGUGGGGAAGGGAAGGAGAGGGAGAGAAAUAUCAAUGUAUGGUUGCCUCUUGUGCAUCUCCUGCUGGGAACUGGCCUGCAACCCAGGCAUGUGCCCUGACUGGGAAUUGAACUGUGAUCCUCUAGUUUGCAGGCCCGCGCUCAAUCCAUUGAGUUAUACCAGCCAGGGCUGAUUUAUUUAUUUCUUAACAUAGCUUUUUAUUUUUUCCUCUUUUUAAAAAAAUUGUUUAAGUAUAGGGGAGUGUGUAGAAAAUAAACUUCUUUACUAUUCUAUACUUCAUUCUUUCCACUCUCUGAUGCUUUUUGAUUAAUGUGGUUUUACUGUACUGCCUACCUCGUAGGGUUGAUGUGAGGGCUAGAAGAAUAAACACACAUAAAGCACUUAGAACAGUACCUGGCACAUGGUGGUAUAAAGGAAGUGUUAGCUAUUAUUAAAUUACCAUUAUUAUUAUUACUACCUUUAAUUCAGUAACCCACUUAGACUUAAAUGAAGAGGUUUUCAGCAUAAGAAGACUUGUUGACACAUGAGAAAAUCCAGUGUUGGUAAUGUGGACACUGCAUUCUUAACCAGGGUUCACACGAGAUGUUCAGGUGUUACAUUUUAUCUGGGACACAUUAAAGCCUUAAAAAAGUCCAAUCAGUAAUAGUUAGUCUAAACGUUUUUAAAAGUGUACAGUAACAAUUUUGAUGUGCUUUUAAGCUUCACUGGCAUGUUUUUGUUUUUAUCACCUGAAUAUGAAGUAUAGAGUGUAACUGAGGCGAUAUUUGCCUUGCCU
This is a messenger RNA of Artibeus jamaicensis (Jamaican fruit-eating bat), 7015 nucleotides long. RefSeq names its product pleckstrin homology domain containing A3 (gene PLEKHA3). Lineage: Eukaryota; Metazoa; Chordata; Mammalia; Chiroptera; Phyllostomidae. Bases 351 to 1253 code for a protein of 300 amino acids. Gene Ontology annotation, cellular component: trans-Golgi network; early endosome; recycling endosome. The transcript is spliced from 8 exons. The record is from RefSeq and is a predicted model, not a curated record. Gene Ontology annotation, biological process: receptor recycling; retrograde transport, endosome to Golgi; endosome organization.